UAGCCUAAGUGCCCAAAUAACAUUCACGCAAGAAUUCACAAUAUAACAUGAUUUUUAAAUCUCAUUGUCAUGAAUUUAUAGGCCAAAUGGAAGGAAUUUAAUGUUUAAUUCCCGUAAAUUAAUGGGCUUUUAAAUCAUCUUGCGAGUGGGUUUUUGUGAAACGUGAUCGAUUGGAACGUUGCAGUUGCAGUGAAUUUGAACCCCAUGUCGGCAGGAAAAACACUGCCGGUUCGUCUGGGACCAAAAUCACAUUUUCGCCAAGGAAAUUUUGAUUAAAGUCAUCCUAAGAAGCAAGUUUAUAUGUAAAAUACACGACUUACCCUAUGCUUUGUCCCCUACAUGAGAGAAAUGGAAAGAAGCGAAUUUACCAAGCAUGAAAGUGUGUAUAGAGAACGGCAGGAUGACAUUAUUGAUAUGGUUCAUCUUGUAGAGUUAUGGAGUCAUACAGUGUGGAAACAGGCCCUUCAGCGCAACUUGCCUACACCGACCAACAUGUCCCAGCUACACUAGUCCCUCCUGCCUGAGUUUGGCCCAUUUCCCUCUCAACCUACCCUGUCCAUGUACAACGUGCUGGAGUAACUCAGCUGGUCUGGCAGCAUCUCUGGAGAAAAGGGAUAGGUGACAUUUUGACUAUUCAACCAGUAUCUGCAGUUUCUUUCUACACACUAUCCAUGUACCUGUCCAAAUGAAUGUUUAAAUGGUGUGACAGUGUCUACCUCAUAUGCCUCCUCUGCCUGUUUAUUUCACACACCCACAACCCCUUGAAAUGUCCCUUAGUUUUCUAUUAAAUCGUCCCCCCCCUCACAACCUUAUAUCCUCUGGUCCUUGAUUCCCCUACUCUGGGAUGAAAGAUUCAGUGCAUUUACCCUUGGUUCCGUUAGUUGAUUUAAUUUAAAGGUCCUUACAAAAGAUGAAGUCCAGCCCAGAUUUUAGAUUGCACAACAGUGUGGCGCUGGUCACACCGUGUACCAAUGGGAUGUGUGGCCGUAGAUGUGUAUUUAAAGUGGUGGGCUCUCAAAUUGCCAAGCGUCAUUAAUGCGCUCAUUAGACAUGUUGAUGCUUUUCGGGAGGAAGGUUUGUCGCCUGACAUUCGCCGAGAAGCGGGAGAGAGAUGCAAACGGAGAGGAGCAGCUCGCUGUCUUGUCCCGGGAACCUGGAUUCCGCCUGUACUGAGAAGUCCCAACCUUUCCCCCUGCUCUCUUCGUAUCUCAUUGACAGCAUUUUGGGGCGCACCAACCGGCCCGUGAAACGCCAAGAUGCCCCCUUGUCUGGCACCAGAACUGGGAAAAACUUCAGGGGAGAAAUGGUUCCGGGUAGAACGGAGAAUGGAAGCAAAUCACUUCAAAUGGAGGAAAAUGCGGGUCAUUUGUCCGGUUCACGGAAGCAAACGGUGGGUUGGCAUCAGUUUUCAACGGGCCUUGCUCGUUCCGAACCAGGGGUAGGUAAAGGAGGGUUUGGACGCCGGGAUAAUGAAGAGAGGAACGAAGCCGACUCGCUGGCAGCACCAGUGGAGAGACGGGGCGAACUGAAGCGGCCAAACGCUCUGCCUUCGACGCCGGCUGGAAAAAGUGGUGGGGAGAGAGAGCGAGAGUCAGGUAGCCAGCCGCUGGAAGAGGGGAAAGAGGAGGAGAGGACGGAGGAAGUAGCGGAUGAGAGAGAGUGUAUGGAGGGUAAAACCAGCCUUCAUUACUUCCCCUGCAUUGAUGAACAAGAGGACGGGCCGUUCAAACGGAAACAGCGUCGCUACAGAACCACAUUUACCAACUUUCAGUUGGAGGAACUGGAGAGAGCUUUCAGAAAAACCCAUUACCCCGAUGUCUUUACAAGGGAAGACCUGGCAAUGAGACUCGAUUUAACCGAAGCACGGGUCCAGGUUUGGUUUCAAAACCGCAGAGCCAAGUGGAGGAAGCGUGAGAAGGCAGGGAGCCUGGGCCAUCCGCACGGGUUGUCAUUGACUAGUCCGCUGGGGCUCUACUUGGAUGUACCGCUGACUCAAUCCACCGGCAUGGAUCCGAGUUGGAGGUCGUCAUCCAUACCAACACUCUCUCCGGCGACAGCACCCAGCGCCUACAGCUCGGCAGCCCAGCUAGGAAUCAGUACCUUCAUCGGGACCACCUUCUUCAGACAUCCCUUACUCAACCCACACUUUGGAAGAUUCUUCACGGCGAUGAACCCUCUCAUGGCGACCUCCCUGAUUGUGAAACCCUCUGUCCCGUCAGCGGACCCCGGGCCCUUCCCACCGCACUCUGACUCCACGGCCAUGGAUAGGAAGUCCAACAGCAUCGCAAGCCUGAGACUGAAGGCGAAAGAACAUACAGCACACGGCCCCGCCAUCUCUCUGCUCCCCACCUACACCGCCUCGGGCAAGCAGAUCUGUUAAGGACAUCCUAGUAACUAGACUGUACUUCAGCGACCGGGCGGACAAUAUCUACAGAUAAAACAACCCGUGAGAUUGAACGCAAUCGGAUAACUGUUGUCUGCCGAACUGGUACUUAGAAAUGAUUUAAAACUCACGGGCGGAAGACAUCAGACGAAAGACAAGUCCGCCAGGUCCGGGUUAACAGCGAGCCCCUUUACCUAUUGGGAAUGGGCACACGCUAUCACACGCUAACUGUUAAUAAAUUCUUAAAUUCGUCAACUUCAGUCACAUUUUGACAUUCUGUAGGAGUAUCUAUUGCAGAACUGCCUUGUGCUCUAAGCAAUUUAUUUAAAAAGCCAAAGUCAUUUCGAAAGAGACACCGUGUUCAUUUGGGCUGUGAUUUUGCUUCUAAAAGAUUGGGUGGGAGAGAUGAUGUCUUUAUUUAGGGACUUUAUUCUGAUGAUGUCUUUGUUCUGUAUAGCUAGGAAUUUUAGUACACGGAUCGCCAUAUGAAGAUCUAUUUAAUUUAUGAAAUGCCAUCUGAUUCAACCGAAUUAUAGUAUUUUAACAGUAAGUGAUUUGUCCCUUGUGGUUUCUGAGAUUUAUACAAAUAAAUAAACGUGGAAUUAAUGAUGGUGUCAGU
Molecule: messenger RNA, 3002 nt
Organism: Leucoraja erinaceus (little skate)
Lineage: Eukaryota; Metazoa; Chordata; Chondrichthyes; Rajiformes; Rajidae
Product: aristaless-related homeobox protein-like
Exons: 5
Coding region: 1112-2380 (422 amino acids)
Biological process (GO): regulation of transcription by RNA polymerase II
Molecular function (GO): RNA polymerase II transcription regulatory region sequence-specific DNA binding; DNA-binding transcription factor activity, RNA polymerase II-specific
Source: RefSeq, a predicted model, not a curated record